AUCUCAUCUCUAGCAGCUUUGCAGCGUCUCUUUCCCCUUGGUUUCUAGUGUCAGCAGCUGCUCUCGACAGAGGGAGCUCCUGGAGUGAUUGCUGCCCUCUCCUCCACUUCUCGUCUGUGCGACAUAGACUCUCCUCCUCUCUCACCCAUUCCAAUCACCACAUCUCGAGUCCAAGAUUCGCCCACACCUUUCGUGCACUUGUACGUCUCGUCAGCGGGCGGUGCGUGCCGGGUGCAGUGGCAGCGAGCCAGUGGAGUGACGCAGCGAGAGAGGGAGAGAGAGAGAUAGAGAGACGGAAGGACGAGAUUUGUAGUCUCAGCAGGCGUUGGUUGACACAGGGUCUCGCCAUUGCAUUCAUCGAAGGUGGGAGCGUCACCGAGAGAGCAGCACGGAGAGGAGAAGAGGAGAGGGAGGUCGAGAGAGGCUUUUGUAGCAGGAACGUAGAGAUUAGAAUUAUAGCACUUGUUUCUAGAGUAGCAAUCAGGCAGACAGACAGACAUACAUGCAGGCAGGCAGGAAGGCAGGCAAACAGCGUGUAUGUCUCUCAGGGGAUGCUGAGGGAGUCCGAGCAUUGGUAUGGAGCCCCUGCUGCACUAAUUAAGUGGACGCGACAUCCAUGCUUUUCGACAGAGGACCAAUUCACCCCCGGUUUUCGAGUCAAGUGAUCACUGUGAGAAGAAAAAGCAUUCUCUGACGUCUUCAGGAGGAUGUUGACCGUGAGCGAGAGAGGAAAGGAUCAGGAGUAACAUUACGAGCUGGUAGGAGAGAAUCGAGGACGAGCUCAGCAGAACAGCGGACAUUGUGGUCGGUCAUCCCGAGCUUCGCAGCAGCUCCAGAGCGCCAGUGGCGAGUGUUGUCCAGCAACUUUCGGAUUCUGUGAAGCCUUUAUCUAAGACGCAGCGCCAGGUUUCGUUCCAAGGAUGAGGAUUGAUCAUGGACCCGUGCAAGCAAUGCAGGUUCACCAUCCCCCAACACCUGGCGAUGUGCCAGGAGCGGGGAAGAAUGUUCACGCGAAAGAUAACUACCGACUCCUUCAGGCGGAGUCGGAUGAUUCAUCCCAAAACAAUCGCGAGAUGUGCCCUCUUCGCCUCGGCACCAAAGUAGAUGGCUUCGAACGCAAAGGUCAACAAUGGUUCGUCGCCACCGAACUGCAAAGCGAUCUCGUCGUGGAGGUCGGCGACAUGAGUUUCCAUCUGCACAAGUUUCCGCUCCUGUCUCGAAGCGGCAAGCUGAAUCGACUGGUGUUCGAUUCGCGCGACGUGGAGAACAGCCACAUCAAGCUCGACGAUAUGCCCGGAGGCCCCGAGACGUUCGAGCUGGCGGCCAAGUUCUGCUACGGCGUGGCGGUGGAGCUGACGUCGGCGAACGUGGCGUCGCUGCGCUGCGCCGCCGAGUACCUGGAGAUGGGGGAGGAUCUGGAGGAGGGCAACCUGAUGUCGAAGACGGAGGCGUUUCUGAGCUUCGUGGUGCUGGCCUCGUGGAAGGACUCGAUUGCCGUGCUGCAGAGCUGCGAGAAGCUCACGCCGUGGGCCGAGCAGCUGCAGAUUGUGCGCCGGUGCUGCGAAUCCAUCGCCUGGAAGGCGUGCACGGAUCCGCGCGGCAUUCGCUGGUCCUUCACCGAGCGCGCCGAGGCCACGAAGAAGUCCCACGCCAGCCCCAUCUGGACGGGCCCCAAGGGUGGCAGCGCCAACUCCAUCUCCGAUCAAGUUCCCAGCGACUGGUGGUUCGAGGACAUCUGCGUCGUGUGCGUCACCUUCUUCACCAAGAUCAUCGCAGCAAUCAAGGUCAAGGGCAUGCGCUACGACCUCAUCGGGUCCGCCAUUGUACAUUACGCUCUCAAAUGGCUGCCGGGCCUGACCCGCGAUUUCGUGGUCAUGCCCAAGGAUCCCAAGGAACCCACUCUGGUCGAUGGCAGCUUCCUGGCAUUCGGAGGCGCCCAUGGCGGCAAGGACAAGGACGACGAGGCCAAGUCGUCGGAUUUGGGCUCGGUGCAGGACAAGCAACGCGUUCUGGUCGAGACGCUGGUGGGCAUUCUGCCAUCGCAGAAGGACGCGGUGCCCUGCACAUUCCUGCUGCGGCUGCUGCGCCUGGCCAAGAUGCUGAGCAUCAAUCCGGGCCUGAUCACGGAAUUGGAGAAGCGGGCGGGGCAGCUGCUGGACCAGGGCACUCUGAGCGAUCUGUUGAUUCCUUCCUUCGACCACACUUGCGAGACGCUGUUCGACGUGGAUCUCGUGCAGAGAUUGCUCGACUACUUCCUGCUGCAGGACUUCGCCUCGCCGCAAGGCACUCAGAGCCCCGCCCACGACAAGGACAAGAUCGGCACCCCGAGCUCCGACAAGCUGCAGCCGCAGUCCUCGUACGCCGCCAAGAUGCGCGUCGCCAAAUUGAUCGACAACUACUUGGCCGAAGUGGGUCGCGAUCAGAAUCUCACUCUCCACAAGUUCCUCGCUCUGGCCGAAGCUCUCCCCGAGCACACCCGGGUCACCGACGACGGCCUCUACAAGGCUCUCGACACUUACCUCAAGGCUCAUCCACUGCUAACGGAGCACGAGCGUAAGAAGCUGUGCCGCACUCUGGACUGUCAGCGGCUGUCGCUGGACGCUUGUAUGCACGCAGCGCAGAACGAGCGGCUGCCGCUGCGAGUGGUGGUGCAGGUGCUGUUCGGGGAGCAGAUCAAGCUGAGGAAUGCGGUGACGGGGUCGUCGAGCAUGGCGAAGGAGAUUGGGCCGCCGUACCCGCCAGCGGACGACGACACGCACAGCCCCGGAGGCAGCAGCCACGAGAGCCUGCCGCACGACAGAGGCAGCGCGCAUCACUCGGACCACCACGAGCCGCUGAACCUGAACCCCGAGGAGUCGGAGGAGGAGAUUCGCGUGCUUCGAUCGGACGUGGAGAAAAUGAAGGGCAAGUUCAUGGCCCUGCAACACGACUAUUCGGCAAUUCAGCAGCAGCUCGAGAAGCUGACCAAGCACCCGAAACCUCCUCCGGCCACCGGGUGGAAGAAAUUGCUGCCGCAUCCGCAUUUCCACGCCCCGCACUUCCUCUCGCACCCUCUGGACAUCUUCCAUCACAAGGACCACCACCACGGGCACGGCCACGGCCACGGCAAGGACAGCCACCACGGCCACCAUCACCAUGGGAAGGACAGCCAGCACGGGCACGGGCACAGCAAGGGAGGCGCGGACGCGCACGGCCAUCACCAUUCGAAGAAGCACGAGGCGCACGACCAUGCUCAUCUGAUCGACAACCAUCGGCAUUCGGCCAAGGGCGACUCCAAGCAUCCCAAGGAGCACGACUCGCAUCACCACCACCACCACCACCAUCACCAUUCGGCCAAGGAGACUCCGCGGCAUUCCAAGGACCACGAGCACCGGCACUCCAAGGAUCGGGACACUCACUCCAAGGAGCACGACCUCCCGCCGUAUGUGACCGAAGGCUUCCACUCGGCCAUCGGGCCCGAGGCUUUCAAAGAGACCAUCGCCCAUGCCCGGGUUCACCACUCGGCCAAGGGCCCCGAAGCGUUCAAGGAGAGCAUGGCGGCGGUGCAUGCCCACGUGAACCAGCAUUCGAAGAACCAUGAACUUCACCGGACCUCGAGGGACUCGCAUCACUCGGCCCACUCGACGCACUCGACGCACUCGACCCACUCCAAGGACUCGUCGCACCACCACGCCCGAGGCUCGCACGAGCAGAAGGACUACCAGCUGAACCUGCAGGAGCAUCCGGCCGCCGCGCAGCUCCCGCAGAAGGGCGCUCACGAGGAGCAUCGGCCCUCGAAGGAUUCGACUCAACAUCACUCCGAUCACCACAAAGACGGCGAAGCAGCUCGCCUCUCCAAUUCUCAUCUCUCCAGCGGCGAGGACUCCUCGAGAAGUAUGGAGGGCCCGACCACCCCCACGCACCCCGUCGAGCAUAAGAAACACCGGCCUUUUGCCAAUGCCAUCAGAAAAUGGAGAAACUCUAUCUCGUAGGUAGGUAGCUCAGAUCAGACCGAUCGUCGUUCGUGUAGUCAGCCCGAUUUAUAGCAAGACUCGUCAUUUAGUGAAGCAUCUUAGCAUUGUGCAAUACGGUUCUCGUCACACACUCUACACAGUAGUAUCAAAGGUGGUGCUCUUAGCAAUUGUAGCAAUUAGUGGUAGAUUAGCUGAAGGUUUCUGAAUCACAGGUAGUAGCCGGCGGUAGAAGUCCGACUUCAGUUCUGCACUGGACUGGGCUGGACUGGACUCGACAUGACAUGGCAUCAGGUAGUCUUAGUCUAAAGGAAGUUUGUCUGGAUUGUGACCCAUCGUGGGUGUCACUAGGUGGGUGGAUAGCUGUUUUGCCUGUAUAGCAUAUGGAUGUGAAUUUAAGGUUUCGACCAUUCCGAACCACAAUUCUCCAUGUGAUUGUGAAUGCCACUUGACACCAAUAAUUCGAAAUCUCAGUCCAUUGUCGAAGAAGCCGUCUGUCUGACAAUGCCGCAAAAUAAAAACCGUUAACUUCACC
Marchantia polymorpha subsp. ruderalis is the source of this 4485-nucleotide messenger RNA. The record is from the annotation of a GenBank genome assembly. NCBI's taxonomy places the organism in Eukaryota, Viridiplantae, Streptophyta, Marchantiopsida, Marchantiales, Marchantiaceae.